AUGAUCAUAUCAACCAGAAACAACAAGUGGAACCGCGACGGCCGUGGAAAAGGAGCCGCACCAAGCCGCUUUCCGAAAAGUCGUGUCCAAAUAGAACGGGAAGAGAAGUGCCCUGAGCAUCGUUUUUGCGCUCAUCCACUAAAGUUGCGUGUCAUCGCAUGCAUCAUUUGCGGCAAAGAAGCCGCGGGCAGAUCCAGCGACACCGAAGAUACCAAAUUGUCAAAGUAUCUAUCUUCCAGACGAAAACUUCGGUUGUUGGAGGGAUUGUGCUCUUUGGUUGUCCCAAUCCAUCCAAUAUCCGUCUACACCACAAAAGAAAUCGUCCAGUCGGUAGGGGUUUUGUCCAAUACCUCUUGCCCUCACUUGACGCUUGUCGAGGGGGUUCCUGCGGAUAGAUGUUUUGACUUGGAGAGAACCCAGUCAACCAUGUGGAAAAAUCCAACCAUGACGAUACAGGCAAUUCAAGCAUUGCCUACCGUAGAUGGGACCAAGAAACUCAUCAUUGCCAACAUUGCGUUGGAGUCCGCAGAAUUGAGGAUGAUUGUCCGGGGAGCGUGCACACGCCUCCCGCAAUGGCCGUUGCAUGUGGCCUUGGGGGCGGCUGACAGCGACGCCGCAGACGAUUUGACGACCACGUUGGACGAGAAGCUAAGAGGACGGCGGCUCUCCUUGCUGCCGGGUCAAGUUGCCUGGUUACCGCCAACACCACGAAAGCCGACGGUAGGGGGGACGGAGAGCUGCCGGGUCAAGUCGCAUGGUUACCGCAAACACCACGAAAGCCGACGACCAACCGCUCCGGCGAAAAUCUAG
This is a messenger RNA of Seminavis robusta, 810 nucleotides long. NCBI's taxonomy places the organism in Eukaryota, Bacillariophyta, Bacillariophyceae, Naviculales, Naviculaceae. The record is from the annotation of a GenBank genome assembly.